Messenger RNA from Amphiprion ocellaris (clown anemonefish), 1214 nucleotides. RefSeq names its product transmembrane protein 45B (gene tmem45b). The coding region runs from base 167 to 1009 and encodes 280 amino acids. The record is from RefSeq and is a predicted model, not a curated record. The transcript has 6 exons. NCBI's taxonomy places the organism in Eukaryota, Metazoa, Chordata, Actinopteri, Pomacentridae.
UGAAACUAAUGCAAAUGAAGGGUGGGGCUAUGAGCUGUGACAGUACAUGUUGGAGCAACAGGCAACAGGUGUGCGCAGUUUACACAAACCACAAGGCUUUACCUCUGACAGCUGCCACGAUUCACACAGAACUUUGGGAAUUAGCAGCAAAAAUUAAGGCCUAGGAAUGGCCAACUUUGGAGGACAUGCCAUCCCGGGCAGUUUUUUCCUCAUCUAUGGCUUUUGGCUGACAGUGAAACACAUUCUCCAACACUACUGGAGGAAGAAUCAACUUAAAGGAAGACAAGUAUUGCCGCCUUUAUUUAAAAGAAUGGAAUACUUCGAAGGAGGAUUCACAAUCUUUGCCUCGUUUGUUGGUAUUAUGGUUGAACAGUUUGUGGUGGACGGGCCUCAUGCUCACCUCUACGACUACGAGAACGAUACCUGGGUCAAGCUGAUGAACUGGCAGCACAGCACUAUGUAUCUGUUCUUUUUGAUUUUUGGAAUAGCUUUAGUUGCCAGUACUGCAUCCAAAAUGCUGCCAGUUGGUAUCGAUCGGCUCGCUCUCUCCAUGGCACUUUUUGUUGAAGGGUUUCUGUUCUAUUACCACGUGCACAGUCGCCCCCCUCUGGAUGCUCACAUCCACUCCCUGCUGCUGGUGGCUGUGUUCAGUGGAUCAGCCAGCACCAUGUUGGAGGUGUUUAUACGAGACAACAUCAUUCUGGAGCUGCUCAGGUCAUGUCUGUUCAUCCUGCAGGGUUCAUGGUUCUACCAGAUUGGAUUUGUACUUUACCCCCUAAGUGGACCAGAGUGGGACUUAAAGCUGCACGACAACAUCAUGUUUGUCACAAUGUGCUUCUGCUGGCAUUUAGCUGUUGCCCUGCUUCUAGUGGUUUGCACCUCCUCUGUGGUUUGGUUGACUUUGACAAGAUUCUCAGGAAAGAGACGGGACAUAGAGAUCGGAAUGCGAAACACAUCCCUGAAAACAAGCUCUCAGAAGGCUUUACUCGAAGAGUCAGAUGAAGAGUGAAGGCAUCACUGUGAUUCUUUAAAUUGUUCUGAAUUAGACUUCAUUUUCUGUGUUAAGAAGAAAUCUAUGAUCUAUAAAAGUUUUGCACAAUGUACUACAGAUGUUUUUGUACAAAAAAAUAACAACCAAAUGUUUUUAAAUGUGAUCGGUUACCAUGCUUUGUUCAAAUAUUUUACCAGUUCAGAAAUAUAAUUUUGUAACCUUA